Molecule: messenger RNA, 4038 nt
Organism: Dicrocoelium dendriticum
Lineage: Eukaryota; Metazoa; Platyhelminthes; Trematoda; Plagiorchiida; Dicrocoeliidae
Source: the annotation of a GenBank genome assembly
AUGGACCGCGUCGAUCUGGAAUGCCGCAUGUGGGAUUUCAUGUUUCAUCUCAGUGAAAAAUCCGGUCGCUUUUUAGAUGGUUCUUACGCACUUGUCAAUCGUCUGUUGGCACGCCUACUUUUCGAUGAAACACGUGCUGAUCUCAAUCUCGAAGAUUUGAAAACUAAUGCUCGCAUGUUAAAUGCCGAUCUGCUGAAAUACAAGUAUCUACUGGAUGCCUCCUAUGAGGCUGCAGUCGCCGGCCAACUUCCCACUCCGCAUGCUCAUGUGCAGUCUGUGAUAAUCUCUCUUGGAGUUUCUUAUCUUUCAUGCUACUCUGACUGGUCCGCGUUCAGUGCACAAACAGACUUAAUCCCCUUGCGCUACGCUACUUUCUUUGCCGGCAAAUCUUGGGCCGCCGUAUGCGCUCGAGGUUAUUUCUACUGGCUUCAUUUGCAUGCACGUUGUAUGUUCGGUGCCACGGAAGAACUUCGUUCAGUUCCAGUUUCACAGACCGAAUUUCAGAUGGAUUACAACUCCUCCGUUGCCCCGCUUCCUUAUUCCCUGCUCCAUGCCGCGGUCAUCGUACGGAUGCAUGGUCGUACGCUAGUUCAGUUUAUGCGACAAAGCUGUGAACAGCGGCUAGCGAAACGGCGUCUCAAUCCUCAUGAACAGCUCGAGGCAGAUAAAGGGGAUUCGUACUUCAGAGUACCGGACAAUACUUCGUUUACUGGAGCCAGCUCACCUGAAUUGACUGUUUGGGGAAACUCGUUAUUGACAGACGGAGAAUUGCUCAAUCUGUGGAUGGGGACUCGACUCCUAAUUCGUGGUUGCUUGCAAGUUACGGAAUUAUACACACUUUUUGGAAGCGUCCGCGAGGCGCGUGCUUAUCAGGAUGAGCUUCUUCGGAUCAGUCAACGUUUUCACCUCGUCAGCUGUGCUCAACUAGCUCUUUCGCUCAUGGCCCACUUGGACCUUUUCGCACAGCGCAAAUGGGCCUUCGAGCUGCGUCUUCGUCAACUGAAUCACAUUGCUACAUGUACCGUCCCCCUAGAAGAUAUUGUUCGUAAUCUCUCUUGUCUUGCUGAAAAAUCCAAAGAUGCCUACUUGAACCGGGAAGACGAGGCGGCUUUCUUGCGAUCGGACAGCGCUAACUCCUUAGCAACAAGGCACCAGGCGGUUGCCCAUGAUGCAGAGUCAGCUUUCGAUGACGUAGCGACGGACGCUUUGUCUUCUGCCACCAAUCCGCUGCUGGCUGUAAACGUGCAUGCAUUCGCCUCCAUUUUUCCAUGUAGCCCAACCAGAACUGAAAGGGACACUUCGGCUGUUCCUCCAUGCUUUCCGACCAUCCCGCAACUUAUCUCUCUCAUAACUGGGAGUAUGCACGUUCCCCGCAAAGAGAUUCCCAAACGCUCAAAGACGAAUACACAGACGGAAGCAGUACGGAAGUUGAAUGAGACGCUCACACUUGUUGGUGGUCUGCCCUUGACGGUCUGCGCGUCCCGUAUCCUCAACGGAGUGCAUUGGCCAUGGCUACUGGAAAUCAUACGUCUAGUCCGAGAAGAGCUGCUUCCGACAUCUCAUUUUCUGCCUGCUGCGAUUCCGAUUCCCACUUCACAGAGUAGCAAACACGAGAACAAGCGUAAUGGCGUGGACGACUUACUGGAUGCCUUCGCAGCUUUAAACGCAAGCCCAUCGCGGGAGACGCACGAGUCGCUCACUCGUUUCACUCAGGUAAAACAAUCCUUGAUGGGUUCUGGGUCGGAAUCCCGGGACACUCUCCAUACAGGCAAAACCAUGCCACCGCCGGCUCCUAGCUUGAACGCGCCCCGACGCCUUGCGGAUCGCCGGGCAAGCCCGUGUUCGCGUGCCACUUGUAACAGUCGCUCUCGCAGACUAAAGACCAGCAAUGAGUCAACCAAUGUCUCUAACAUCGAAGUUCCCCUGGCUGCGCCUUCAUCCACUGUUCCAUCCACCCCGGUGAAUGUUCGACGUGCUCACUUCACUGGCCUGCCCAAACCGAUGAUCGAGUCACAAGUGGAUGAUCAAGCGUUUCUGAGCAACUUUGCAUAUCGGUUGGCUCCAAGAAAACAGCGCACAAAGCAGCGAAAAGCCAUCGAUUUCUAUGUGGACCCGGAUGAGAGCUCUCAUGAGAACCCUCGUCAGACGGAACGAAUUAGUGUUGCAAACAAACAGGACACCGCCGAAUCUGGUCCGCUGUAUGAUCCCGUUGAAGCAUGCCCAUCGUUAACCGGCAUUCUUCCUCGACCUCGUAAUCUCCGUUUAGCCUCGAGAUGGAAGGACGUUCAGUACCGCUCAAUUCACCGGUCGCCAGAGUCGAUCGUGAUUUCUCCCCCAUUCCCCGAGUCAAAUAUUCGUGUCACUGAGGCAACAGCCGCAGCCGAUCAACUCGCCACUCGAUUGAAUGCAGCUUACAACCGAUUGGCCGGGUUGCCGGUGCCUAACCUCGUCCGUCCAAUUUGCCACUGGCUCGGUCUCUGGUGGCUUGGAAAGGACUGUCAGAGCCAAGCUGGCCGGUACUUUAGUCAGUCUGUUGGGAUCGCUCCAACAAGCUUAUAUAUGUCCAUUCUCAGUUCACGGUUAUCUGAGUCCAGGACGACCUCCUCUACUGUCCCUACCUCCGACGGUUGGUUCCACGGAUAUUGCCGGAUCAGAGAAUGCUCCAUCCCUUAUCACCCGCUACGUCACCAAGAUGAUUCGAUCGAUCCUAUCACUUCCUCCCUCAUCACCGUAGUCCAACUAUGUCUUGUGGACGAACUUGUAAUUGACCCCCGAUUUUGUUCCCCAUCCUCUGACUCGUCUCCGAUCGAUCCGACUCACAACGUACCCUUAGGUCUUGGUUCCAAAACCCGUGCGUAUCUGGUGGCCACAAAGUUUACUGGCAUUUCUGGUACUUCAUGUGCCAACCUUCGAGCGGAAUCACGCGUCAUACAUGGAUUUGGUAACGGUGGUUUAAAUGCGCUGAACACGUUCGAACAACUUCAAUCAGAGAGCCUGGAUUCCAUGCAAAUCCAAGAUCGUGUCCGUUACUGGAAAACAAGGUACGCCUUGGAUAGCCGCUUGGAGGCCAUUUUAGCCGAAAUGCGAAGAGAAUGGUUCACUCAAGACGAUCUGGCUUGGCUCCUUAAUCGAAAUACUAAAACCGGCUUAACUCCUCGUUCCAUCGUACUGGUCUUAGACAGACGGCUCAUCUACUUACCGUGGGAGUGGAUUCUUACGGACGCGGGUUCUGAUUGUGAGCAGGUGCCAAUGUUCACUCGUAGUUUCAGUCUUCCGCUUGUUCUUGGUCAUCUGGCAACUGUUCAACUCGCGCUGAAGUCCGACACCUUCCCCGUCUUCGAUCCGCAUCGUUCCUAUUAUGUGCUUAAUCCCGAAGCAAAUCUAUCCUUCACACAACAAGUGUUUCAGCCCUUAUUUCAAAAACUGACAACUUGGCGUGGUGUUAUUGCCCGAGAGCCGACCCCCGUCGAGGUUAAUACAGGCUUCACUGAACAUGAUCUGUUCAUAUAUCUCGGACACGGAAAUGGUUCCCGCUUUCUAUUACACACAUUUAACCAAGGUCUGGCUGCUCGGGCGGUCGCCCUUAUCCUCGGUUGUAGUUCCGCUAAACCGCGUUGGGAAGGCCGGCACGAGCCGUAUUCAUCCCUGUUCAAUCACCUGCUUGCUGGUUGCCCGUUCGUUGCUGGUCUUCUGUGGGACGUAACUGACAGAGAUAUGGAUCGAUUCACUUGGCGUCUCCUCGGUCAAUGGCUGUUUACGAACCAAGACCCCAAAAAUGGCGAUGCUUGCAAGUCACUCCGCUAUUGCUUGACGCAGGCCAGCUCAGCGUGCAAACUCAAGUAUCUUGUGGGUCGGUCGGUCGUUGUGUAUGGUGUCCCGGCCGAACCCAUCCCCGAUUUACUUUUAUCCACUCCAGAUGACUUUCGAUUGGAGUAUGUGUCAAAACCUCUGUAACGAUAAAACUAUACUGAAUCUAAUUAUGUACCAAGAAACAUAUGUAAAUGUUGCUACUUUGAGUUAUAAACCUACACUAUACGG